This is a messenger RNA of Blumeria graminis f. sp. triticale, 723 nucleotides long. The record is from the annotation of a GenBank genome assembly. Lineage: Eukaryota; Fungi; Ascomycota; Leotiomycetes; Helotiales; Erysiphaceae.
AUGUCCUCAUGGGACUACAUUGCAAAACUUGUCUGUAUUGGUGAUAGUGGCACGGGAAAGUCAUCAUUAACAAUCCGUCUAUGCGAAGGUCGAUUUUCACCGCAACAUGAUGUAACUAUCGGGGUUGAAUUUGGAUCAAGGGUUGUUCCAGUAGGACCUCCAAAUUCCCUAGAUUCAGCCCAUUACCAAAGCGCUUCUAUAAGUGUUUCAGCACCAAAUACCUCGGACCAAAAGCACAUGAAACUGAGUCUGUGGGAUACAGCAGGCCAAGAAACUUACAAGAGCGUCACAAGAAGCUACUUCCGCGGCGCAUCUGGAGCUCUGCUGGUUUUUGACAUCACUCGCAGGCCUACAUUCUUACAUGUUAUGGAUUGGCUCGACGAUCUAAGGCAAAUUGCUGAGAUAGACAUCGUCGUUGUAUUAGUGGGAAAUAAAUGUGACUUGGCUAUCGGGGAAGAGGACAAAAGAGAAGUUACCAAGGAAGAGGCCGAGGAAUGGGCACGAAGUAAUGGCUUGCAGGAGUAUGUUGAGACCAGCGCCAAAAGCGGUGAGGGAGUCGAAUUGGCCUUCUCUCGGGUAGCGGAAAGAAUAUACAAGAAUAUUGAAGCCGGAAAAUACGAUUUAAAUGAUCGAAGAUCAGGUGUUAAAGGCCCCCCGCUGCGUGGAUCGAGGGACAAUGUUCAUCUCGGUGCCGCGUCUAAGAAUACUGGCUCAUGCUGUUAA